Molecule: messenger RNA, 2981 nt
Organism: Ilex paraguariensis (yerba mate)
Lineage: Eukaryota; Viridiplantae; Streptophyta; Magnoliopsida; Aquifoliales; Aquifoliaceae
Source: the annotation of a GenBank genome assembly
GGUUGUGGACAUUCCUAUUAUAGGAUUUCUUGACCAGAUAUUUCCUUUCGAAGUUGUUUGUCCUGAUUGAUUAGUGCCUGUAUGAUUAAGUAAACAAAACUUGUUCUACCAGUCAUGGGAUCAAGAUCAUACGCUAGUUUUUUGGACUUGGCUUCUGGGGAGCUAUUGGAUAUUCCGCAAACUCCGAGAUUUCUUCCACGAGUGAUGACGGUUCCUGGAAUUAUCUCUGAUGGUUAUGGCAGCAAUGAUGGGGAUUCGGAUAGUACAUCAUCCAUUUGUCGUGAGAGGAAAAUUAUCGUGGCAAAUAUGCUACCUGUACACGCUCAAAGGGAUACAGAAACUGGAAAAUGGUGCUUCACUUUGGAUCAGGAUUCACUAUUAUUACAAUUGAAAGAUGGCUUCUCGCCUGAAGCUGACGUUCUAUAUGUAGGUUCCCUCAAGGUUGAAAUAGAUGCCAGUGAGCAAGAUGAAGUUGCAGAGAAAUUAUUGGAUGAUUUUAAAUGUGUGCCCACUUUUCUACCUCAUGACCUUCAGAAAAAGUUCUAUAAUGGUUUCUGUAAACAGCAAUUGUGGCCUCUAUUUCACUACAUGCUACCCAUGUGCCCAGAUCAUGGUGACCGCUUUGAUCGCGUGCUUUGGCAGGCCUAUGUGUCUGCUAAUAAACUAUUUGCACAUAAGGUUAUGGAAGUGGUUAAUCCUGAGGAUGAUUGUAUUUGGGUUCAUGAUUAUCACCUUAUGGUUCUCCCCACUUUUUUGAGGAAAUGCUACAACCGAGUCAAGCUCGGCUUCUUUCUCCACAGCCCAUUCCCUUCAUCAGAAAUCUACCGAACUCUGCCAGUUAGAGACGAAAUCCUCAAAGGAUUGCUUAAUUGUGAUCUAAUCGGUUUUCAUACAUUUGAUUACGCUCGUCACUUUCUGUCAUGUUGUAGUAGGAUGUUGGGCCUAGACUAUGAAUCUAAACGAGGGCACAUUGGACUUGAUUAUUUUGGUCGCACAGUUUUCAUUAAAAUUUUGCCUGUGGGUAUUCAUAUGGGUCGACUUGAAUCUGUAUUGAAUCUUCGUUCAACAUCUGAUAAAGUCAAAGAAAUUCAGGAACAGUUUAAGGGGAAAAAAUUGAUUCUCGGUAUUGAUGACAUGGACAUAUUCAAAGGCAUCAGUCUGAAACUACUAGCCUUUGAACAUCUCUUGCAGCAGCAUCAACAGUUACAGGGCCAAUUAGUUCUGGUUCAAAUAGUCAAUCCUGCAAGGAGCUCUGGAAAAGAUGUUCACGAAGCAAAGAGGGAGACAUAUUCAACCGCUAGAAGAAUCAAUGAAGUUUAUGGAUCUCCUAAUUAUGAGCCAGUUAUUCUGAUCGACCGCCAUGUUGCUCGCUAUGAGAAGACUGCCUAUUAUGCUGUGGCAGAAUGUUGCAUAGUGAAUGCCGUAAGGGACGGGAUGAACUUAGUGCCGUACAAGUACAUUGUUUGCAGACAGGGUUCGCCUCAUAUGGAUGAAGCUAUGGGUAUCAAAGCGGAUUUUCCUCGGACAAGCAUGCUUGUUGUGUCGGAGUUCGUCGGUUGUUCACCUUCUUUAAGUGGAGCAAUAAGGGUGAACCCAUGGGAUAUCGAAUCAGUAGCGGAAGCUUUGAAUACGGCAAUCACCAUUUCUGAUUCAGAGAAACAAUUACGACAUGAGAAACACUAUAGAUAUGUUAGCUCUCACGAUGUGGCUUAUUGGGCUCGCAGCUUUGUGCAGGAUUUGGAAAGAGCAUGCCAAGAUCAUUACCGUAAGCGCUGCUGGGGAAUAGGUUUGGGCCUAGGUUUUAGGGUUAUUUCACUUUCUCCAAGUUUCCGGAAGUUAUCCAUUGACCACAUUGUCUCUUCAUAUAAAAGGAUGAAUAGAAGGGCAAUAUUUUUGGAUUAUGAUGGUACUGUUGUACCUCAAUCCUCUAUUAUAAAAGCCCCCAGUGCUGAAGUUGUUACUGUGCUGAAUGCUCUGUGUAAUGAUCCCAAGAACACAGUGUUUAUCGUUAGUGGGAGAGGAAGAGCUUCCUUGAGUGAGUGGCUCGCUCCAUGUGAGAGUCUGGGACUAGCUUCUGAACAUGGGUAUUUUAUGAGGGAGAGUAAAAGCUCUGACUGGGAAUCUUUGGUCGCCGACCUUGAGUGGAAGGGAAUUGUGGAACCUGUGAUGAAAUUGUACACAGAGGCCACUGAUGGCUCCAACAUAGAGAUUAAAGAGAGUGCUUUGGUGUGGCACCAUCAAGAUGCAGACCCCGACUUCGGGUCCUGCCAGGCCAAAGAAUUGUUGGAUCAUUUGGAAAAUGUACUUGCAAAUGAGCCCGCAGUUGUUAAGAGAGGCCAGCAUAUUGUUGAAGUUAAACCACAAGGAGUGACUAAAGGAUUAGUUGCAGAGAAGGUUCUCUCAACGAUGGUCAAUAGUGGGAAUCCACCAGAUUUUGUUAUGUGCAUUGGAGAUGAUAGAUCAGAUGAAGACAUGUUUGAAAGCAUAUUGAGCACCGUUUCUAGUCCAUCCCUUCCUUCAGCUCCGGAGAUCUUUGCCUGCACGGUUGGGCGAAAGCCAAGCAAGGCUAAAUAUUACCUUGAUGAUACUGUUGAUGUAGUGAGGUUGCUUCAAGGCCUUGCUACUGCUUCAAAUCCAAAGCCUAGGCAUACUGCACAAUUCCAGGUUGCAUUUGACAGUGUCUUUUGAAGAUGAAUUGGAUCUGCUUUGGUGUUUUGUCAGCUCCCCCACCGAUUUGGUGGGUAUUGGAAUGGUAGGAGACAACUACUUUCUCAUGCAAUGAAGCUUCUUAGGGGGCCAACUCUUUUUUUUCUCCGUACAGUUUUGCAGUUGUUUGUAAUGGUUGCCCUUACUGAUUACAAGGCACCAUUGAUUUGUAUAGUUACUUUUUCCCCCCUCAUAUAUAACAGUUUGAUUUAAGUUUUUAAUCCAUUCAAUCUCCUUGAUGUAGUUUGUGUUCUGAUUGGGUUGAGGCUCGAUNU